AUGGCUCCCGCUGCCUCAGAGAAACCUCAAUUCCCGGUCACCGUCGACCUCCCCAUCCCCGCCGAAUAUGACAUGGGCAACCUGUUGGUCAUGAACCCCAACCCCCUCCCCCCAACAUCCCCCUCAUCCCUCGAACAAACCCUCCUCCAAACAACCCGCGACGGGGCUCAGCUCCUCAUCAACCAAAUCCUCUCCCUCCCCAUGUCCGCAACCCAAGACGGCGUCUUCGCCGCCCUCCCCGACGCCGUCACCCUCCUCCCCCGCGAAAAACCCCUACCGAAGCCAAAGGAAGAAACACGAUGGGAACGAUUCGCCCGCCAAAAGGGUAUCGCGCCCAAGAAGCGCGAGGGUAAGAUGGUAUAUGAUGAGGCGACUGGGGAAUGGGUUCCGAAGUGGGGGUACGGGGGUAAGAACAAGGAUUCGGAGAAUGAUUGGCUUGUGGAGGUCAAUGAGAAGACGCCGGGGGGUGAGGGUGGGGAUGAUGUGAGGGGUGCGGUUAGGAAGGAGAGGAAGGAGAGGGUCAAGAAGAAUGAGAUGCAGCAGGAGAGGAACAUGAGAGAGGGUGCGGCGAAGGCCAAGGCUGCUGGACGGGUGGAGAAGGGAGGAAGGACUUCGAGAAGAAAGUAG
Molecule: messenger RNA, 627 nt
Organism: Saitoella complicata NRRL Y-17804
Lineage: Eukaryota; Fungi; Ascomycota; Saitoellomycetes; Saitoellales; Saitoellaceae
Product: ribosomal biogenesis regulatory protein
Exons: 2
Coding region: 1-627 (208 amino acids)
Biological process (GO): ribosomal large subunit biogenesis; ribosomal large subunit export from nucleus; ribosome biogenesis
Cellular component (GO): nucleus; preribosome, large subunit precursor; nucleolus
Molecular function (GO): protein binding
Source: RefSeq, a predicted model, not a curated record